Messenger RNA from Capsella rubella, 1166 nucleotides. Its product is annotated as thioredoxin-like protein CDSP32, chloroplastic. The coding region runs from base 72 to 980 and encodes 302 amino acids. NCBI's taxonomy places the organism in Eukaryota, Viridiplantae, Streptophyta, Magnoliopsida, Brassicales, Brassicaceae. The record is from RefSeq and is a predicted model, not a curated record. The transcript has 2 exons. Gene Ontology annotation, molecular function: oxidoreductase activity, acting on a sulfur group of donors, disulfide as acceptor.
ACCCAUUUUAAAAACUUCUAUCCACAUUAGACCAUUCACUGAUCUCUCUAACCAAUCCACACACGUACAGAAUGGCCACCGUCGGUAGCUUCUUAGCCAAACCGAUCGCCACCGUAGUUCCAAGGCCUUCCUCCGCCGUUGCUUCGACCUCCUCCUUCGUAUUCUUCAACCAUAAAACCAACUCUCUCUUCCGAAGGCAAACCAUCCCGAAAAGACUAUUCUCCGCCGUUAGAGUGAAGGCUGGAGCGACAUCUCCGGGAAAGGUUGGUACACCGCCAGCGAAUGAUGAGAAGGUAAUAAAGAUUCACAGCGGAGAGGAGUUCGACGAGGCGUUGAAAAAUGCGAAGAGCAAGCUUGUGGUUGCGGAGUUUGCUACGAGUAAGAGUGAUCAUAGUAACAAGAUAUAUCCGUUUAUGGUGGAACUAAGCAGGACCUGUAACGACGUCGUUUUCUUGCUCGUCAUGGGUGAUGAAUCUGACAAGACCAGAGAGCUUUGUCGGAGAGAGAAGAUUGAGAAAGUUCCUCACUUUAGUUUUUAUAAGAGCAUGGAGAAGAUACACGAGGAAGAAGGUAUCGAACCGGACCAGUUAAUGGGAGACGUGUUAUACUAUGGCGACAACCACUCGGCGGUGGUGCAGCUACACGGCCGACCUGACGUAGAGAAGCUGAUCGAAGAGAACCGCACGGGAGGGAAGAUGAUCGUUCUUGACGUCGGACUGAAACACUGUGGUCCUUGCGUUAAGGUGUAUCCGACCGUGUUGAAGCUGUCCCGGUCGAUGGCGGAGACAGUAGUGUUCGCUAGAAUGAACGGCGAUGAGAACGAUAGUUGUAUGGAGUUUCUCAAGGACAUGAACGUUAUCGAAGUCCCAACUUUCUUGUUCAUUAAAGACGGCAAGAUUUGUGGUCGUUAUGUUGGUUCCGGUAAAGGAGAACUCAUCGGAGAGAUUCUCCGGUACUCAGGCGUUCGUGUCACGUAUUAAUUUGUAUCAGAAACUCAAUUUAUUAAACCAAUAAAUUGAUAUUUUUGGUUUUUGUCUGUACCAUUUGAGACUGUUAAUGUGAAAAAAAAAAACAUUUUGGGAUUUUCAGUAAGGGAAUGAAAUGUAAUUGUUACAUAAAGAUUAUGAUUUGUAGCCACCAAGCCAAUGAAGAUACUCUACUAUUUA